Candida albicans SC5314 is the source of this 624-nucleotide messenger RNA. It is a transcript of the gene PEX22, whose product is annotated as Pex22p. The transcript has a single exon. The record is from RefSeq and is a predicted model, not a curated record. Bases 1 to 624 code for a protein of 207 amino acids. NCBI's taxonomy places the organism in Eukaryota, Fungi, Ascomycota, Pichiomycetes, Serinales, Debaryomycetaceae.
AUGAUGUCAAGAAAAGCUUCUAGGAAUCCUAAAUUAUAUGUUUCAGCAUUAAUAGCCACUUCAGCAAUUGCUCUAACCUAUAAACUAUAUUCCACAUACCUUGCUCCUACUCCUACUCCCACUAAUAAAGAUAAGAAGCAAAGAGAACUAGAUGGAAGUAGUACUGAUAUAGAGUUGAAACCAAAAUUUAGGAUAUCAAAACGAUAUUCUAAUAAAUCUAUUGCUAUUACGUUAUCAUCGACAUUUUUAUCAUCCAAUUUACCAUUAAAUGAAAUAUUAAUAAAUCUGGAAAAUAUGAUAUUUAUAAUCCCACCAAAUUUAAAUGAAGAUGAUUUACCAAUAAUAGAAACCAAGGAUACUGAUACUGAUAAUGCCAAUACCAAUACCAAUACAUCAUUUUAUAAAGAUCAAUCAAAUUUUAAAUUAUUAAAAUGUUCAAAUUUUCAAGGUUAUUUACAAAUUUUAAAAAAUUUAAAACCAGAUUUAUUAUUAUUAUGUAGUGAUGAUUUAGGGAUAAAUUUUAAAAAAUUACAAUCUGAUUUAUUAAAUAAUUUAAAAUUAGAUUUUAUUAAUAUUGAUCAAAAUAUUGAUGCAUUAAUUCAACUUGAAUCAAUAUUUGAUUAA